Australozyma saopauloensis is the source of this 1479-nucleotide messenger RNA. Its product is annotated as Zn(2+) transporter. The record is from RefSeq and is a predicted model, not a curated record. Gene Ontology annotation, molecular function: zinc ion transmembrane transporter activity. Gene Ontology annotation, cellular component: fungal-type vacuole membrane. Bases 1 to 1479 code for a protein of 492 amino acids. Gene Ontology annotation, biological process: zinc ion transmembrane transport. Lineage: Eukaryota; Fungi; Ascomycota; Pichiomycetes; Serinales; Metschnikowiaceae. The transcript has a single exon.
AUGUUUUUUUUAAAUCCCCCAAUCGAAGAUAUGUCGCAGGGCUGGCUCCUCACGAUUCUAUCGUCUGCGCUCUGUGUUCUCGGCUGUUUUGUCAUCUUCCUCGAUGAUAUCUACUACUUGAUUGUUCCCAAAUGGGUUUCUUCCCGGUAUCCAUUCCAGAUCCGUGAGAAUUAUGCAUUUAUGAAUGGGCUGCUUGCGUUCAGUAGUGGCUGUUUGCUUCUCACGGCGCUCUACCGUCUUUUGCCGGAGGCCAUGGCGCAUUUCAAGAUGGGCGGCUCCAACGAUAAUUACAACAUGGAAUUGGUCGCCUCAUUUGUGGGCGGCAUCACCAUUUGCGGCUUGUUUAACCAGGGCUUGCACAUGUUGACUACGGAAUCGGUGGUGCACUGUUCUCACGAUGGAGAGACUCAUGGAGAUGAGGAACUGGGCCAUGAUCAUGGCCACAGUGAGACUCAUAAACAUAAACAUAAACACAGCCAUAGCCACUCUCAUGAUGAAGAAAGUAAUAUCGGUGAUGAGACCCACUCCCAUAGUCAUGGUUCGGAAGGCCUGACUAGUUCGGAACAAAUUAGUACUUUCCCCAAAUCAGCUUCUGCUGAGGAUGUCAAUUCUCACCUGCACCACCGUGAUCAUACUGAGUCCCACGAGGAGUCAGAAAACUCGCCAUUGUUGGCCCUGGAUGGUCCUCCUCAACUCUCCAGGAAAAAGUCCUUGAUGCACUUUUUGGCUCACGGCUCAACUGAAGAAGAAAGCCUCUUGGGUGAAUGUAAGGGCUAUACCUCUGCGGAGCUCUGCCAUUACGAACAAAAUGGAGGGCUCCAUUUCUGCGAGGUUCCACAGCUCCGUAAGUCUGAACUUGCAGACGACCCGAGACUUGAAAGGGUUCCUGUCGAAAGUCACGGCGCCAAUGACUCCCUAUGGGAUCGCCACUCACACCAUAAGGCUGGUGAACACCAUCAUCACCACGUCAACUCGCCCAUGUCGCGGCUUCUUCUCAUUGGAGUUCAGACCAUUCUCGCCAUCACGCUCCAUAAGUUUCCCGAGGGAUUCAUCACAUACAUCACGCUGAAGACAAACCCGCAAUUGGGAGUUUCAAUUUUCCUAAGCUUGCUCAUUCACAACUAUACGGAGGGCUUCUCCAUGUGUUUGCCAUUAUACUACUCCUUUGGUGAGUCCAAGUGGAGAAAAUGGAAGGCUGUGGGUAUAAGUGCAUUUUUGGGUGGUUUGUCACAGCCCGCUGGUGCAUUUUUCGGGUAUUUGUUUUUGAACCACCUUGGUGAAGGUAAUGUUGACGUGGACAAGUUGAACUUUGUCUUUGGUGUCUCCAUGGCCAUGACGGCUGGUUUCCUCACUGUGAUCGCAUUGUCCAUGUAUGGUUCUGCCGUCUCAUUCAGCGGGCUGCCAAACUUUGUCUGUAUUUGGUCGUUGUUGGGAAUGUGUACCAUUGGCAUUCUGACUAUUUUCACCGGUAGUGACUGA